This is a messenger RNA of Sander lucioperca (pikeperch), 1542 nucleotides long. RefSeq names its product cyclin-Y-like. NCBI's taxonomy places the organism in Eukaryota, Metazoa, Chordata, Actinopteri, Perciformes, Percidae. Gene Ontology annotation, cellular component: cytoplasmic cyclin-dependent protein kinase holoenzyme complex; plasma membrane. The record is from RefSeq and is a predicted model, not a curated record. Gene Ontology annotation, biological process: regulation of canonical Wnt signaling pathway; regulation of cyclin-dependent protein serine/threonine kinase activity. Bases 335 to 1372 code for a protein of 345 amino acids. Gene Ontology annotation, molecular function: cyclin-dependent protein serine/threonine kinase activator activity; protein kinase binding. The transcript has 11 exons.
CACACACACAGAGCUAGGAGCAGGAUGCGUCCCGCUUUACGAUGCUUGGGAUAGCGGUGGGUGGCAGGUCGGCCCGUUCAUUAGGCUACAUUGGCUCCUGCCGGUGAAAGGGACAUAUUGAUCCGUGGCUUUGACAGCCUCUCCGUGGACACCGACGGUUGACAGGCUCCGUGGGCGCUGCUCUUCCCGUGCACUAUGCGCUCUGGUGAUCAAUGGUGACCGGCUCGCCUCGGUGGAGUUGGUGACCCGUCGUUUUUUAAGUUUCUAUUUGAGCGGACAGGAUUGUUAACGCAACCCCACCCGUGCCUCUGUGGUCGAGGAAGGCAGGGGAAAGAUGGGGAGCACGAUCUCUUGCUGCGUGUCUGCCAGCCCCAAGCUCCGCAGGAAUACCCACUCCAGACUGGAGUCGUACCCGCAGGAGUCCGAGCUGGGCAGGGAGGAGACGGGAUGCAACCUGCAGCACAUCAGCGACCGGGAGAACGUCGACGAGUUGAAUAUGGAGUACAAUCCGUCGGACCAUCCGCGGGCCAGCACCAUAUUCCUCAGCAAAUCCCAGAACGAUGAGGCGCCCUGCAGGAAUGUGCGAGAUAAACGAAAAAGCCUCUUCAUCAAUAAUCAUGGAACUUUGAGGCGUAAAUUCAGCUCCUGCUCCACCAUCUUCCUCGACGACAACACCGUCAGCCAGCCCAACCUCAAAUACACCAUCAAAUGUGUAGCACUGGCCAUUUACUACCACAUCAAAAACAGGGACACAGAAGGAGGGAUGCUGCUAGAUAUAUUUGAUGAGAAGCUUCACCCUCUUUCAAAAUCCGAGGUGCCGCCGGACUAUGACCACCAUGACCCGGAGCAGAAGCAGAUCUACCGGUUUGUCCGGACCUUGUUCAGUGCCGCUCAGCUCACUGCUGAGUGUGCCAUCGUCACACUGGUCUACCUGGAGAGGCUCCUGACCUAUGCAGAGAUUGACAUCUGUCCAGGGAACUGGAAGAGGAUUGUUCUGGGUGCUAUCCUGCUGGCCUCCAAGGUCUGGGACGACCAGGCCGUCUGGAACGUGGACUACUGCCAGAUUCUCAAGGAUAUCACCGUGGAGGACAUGAAUGAGUUGGAGCGCCAGUUCCUGGAGCUGCUGCAGUUCAACAUCAACGUGCCGUCCAGUGUGUACGCCAAGUAUUACUUUGACCUGCGAUCGCUCUCAGAGACUAACAACCUCAGCUUCCCUCUGGAGCCGCUCAGCAGAGACAAGGCCCAAAAACUAGAGGCUAUUUCCAGACUGUGUGAUGACAGGUACAAGGACGUACGGAGGGCUGCGAGGAAGCGCUCUGCCAGCAUGGACAAUCUAUGUGGAAUUAGAUGGGUUCCUGCAAUCCUCUCCUAAUCACUAUUCAUCUGCCAUGUACUCACCACUGGCAUCAAUCUACACACACUAGCUGGAUGAGAAAACUCUAGUGGAAACAGGCCAGCAUGGUUCUGUGCAGAGUUUAAAAACUUCAGUUUGGAUAUCCACAUAAUACAAAGAAUUGAAACUUGGUGGAACAGUGAUUAAAA